AUGAGAGGGGGCAUGGGCACCACGUCCGUUCUCCUGGCCGUUGUUGGCCUUUGGGUGCACGUUUUGCCCCAAGCGACUGCGGGGACGUAUGAGGAAUGGAUACACACCAUUGAGGUGGCUGGUAUACAGCGGAUGUACACCCAGGAGAUGCAAAAAGAGUUUCUCCUCGUCGCCGCGAAUUGCAAGCCGGAGGAGAACAGGCAAAAGUUGGUUAGCAGCAUGAACACGUACCACCAGAACAUGCUUGAUCUCAGAUUUGGGAAUGCGAGUGAGAAGAUUGUUGCAGCGUACAACGAGUACAUCGAAAAAGAUUUGAAUUACUUGUGGUCCCGAUGGGUGCCGCUGAGGGAACUCCUUGCGAGCCAAAUGGACACCAUCUUCGAUGGUACUGGCGUCUCCAACCGAUCAGCUUUGGAAGUGAUGAGCUACCUCAGCAAGCCCUCAAUCGAGCUGUGGGACGAAACUUUGCGAUUGAUGACCGAGGCCGCGUGGUAUGACGGGGUGCCCACCAACGGUCUCGUCAUGGACAUCGCUGAGAGGCAGGUCAUGCUUGUCCACAAGAUGGGCAAGGAGAUGCUGAAAGUCGGCCUGGAUGUGAAUGCUUUGGAUAACAUCGCGAACCUCGAAGCUACGAAAGAGCUGUUCGAAGCUUCUCACGUGGGGAUCAUCGCAGGAGCAUCAUGGGCCGGUGUUCCACCGCUGCGGAAUGUGUGCACUUUGAACCAGAUGAGGGAGGUCUCGUACUACUUCGAAAAACUGGUACCAACCAUCCUCGAGGUUUUUGCAGCGCGCUCGGCGGAGGAGAGCGUUAUCCGGGCAUCAGAUUCGAUUAAGAACAUAACAACGCUGAGCGAUCCCCUCAUUAAGGCGAUGAAGGUCGCGGCAGAAAUGUACAUCUAUGAGCCGAACACAAGUACCUGCGUCGACCCGAGGGAUCUUUCGGACGACAACUGGCGCACGGCGAUCCUCGCUGCCGAGGACCAGAACUUUUUCUGCGCCCAAGCAGCUGCGCUGUUCAUGCAAACCGUGCUCGGCUUCGCUGUCUCUGCAAGCAAGGUAGAGCUCACCGUCCUUCUCGACACGGCAUCACAGAGUCUACAGGACCUGGUGGAAGGAGACCGCGACCGUGGGCUCGUGGCCCCGCCGAAGCAGAACAUCGUCAACCGAUUGGUCGCUGUGCAAAAGACCUGGCGGGAUCUCGACUUGGUCCUCACCGCUUCGGUUCGUGCGGAUGUCAUUGUACCAACCACGGUGUCGGAAGUGGCCAGGCUUGCUGACAAUGUUUUGUUGGACAUGGUCACUGCUGUGGAUAAGUAUGUGGAGGCCGCGGAGGAAGCGGAGACGCCCGUGCCGGUCUAUGCUCUGGACCUCGCAGGCCGCCAAAGAACCUAUAUCCAGAAGAUGGCGAAGGAGACCGGCUUGAUUGGCUACGGCUACGAUGUGGAGUACAACUGGGGUGGAUUGAACUCCUCCCGGGAGACUUUCAUGAGGCAUCACUGGAAGCUCUUAGAGGGUGCAGCGGCUACUGGAUCCCAUCCGGCGGUCCCGAUGACGACGGAGGUUUGCAUAGUGCAGAUCAUGAAGGAAAUCGCCGACAAGUAUGGCGAUUUCGAAGAGGCGGCACUUACAGUGGCGAACGGCAACCUUGCCGACAUGCAGCAGCUAACCCAGUUGAAUCCGGAGAUUAUCGCCCUUCUUGACAUCGCAGCUGGUUGGUUUGGUGACCCUCGUGACAAGACCUGUGAAGCCCCUGUGCUCACCGGCCUGGAGUGGCAGGGCCUCAUCAACGAAGUCGGGAGCAUGAGAGCAAUGAGCCAAGAAGCUGCAGGUGAUUACCUCCUGUCGCACAAUCGCAAUGGCACAUCGGCGCAAGACGGCCUGAUGAAUACGAAAGCACGGAUCGACUCUCACCUGUGCCAUGGGUUACCGCACCAUUGCCAUUUGUAA
This is a messenger RNA of Symbiodinium sp. CCMP2592, 1947 nucleotides long. The record is from the annotation of a GenBank genome assembly. NCBI's taxonomy places the organism in Eukaryota, Dinophyceae, Suessiales, Symbiodiniaceae.